UAUAUAAAAGCUUUUCUGACGAGGUGGCUGGCGAGGCCGCCUCGUCGCUGGCUGCGCCCCCGUGGUUGGCCGUCCCGCUCGACUCGGGGGCCGUGCAGAGCGCAUAAAGGGGACCCGGCAAGCCGAGCGGAGGCGCAGCGUGGCAGGGCGAGCCCACCGGCCGGUCGGGCUGCCCCCUCGCCCCUUCCUCCCUCCCUUCCUUCUUUCCCCGGGAGGGAAGCCGAGGAGGCGGCGGCGCGGGAACCUCAGCAACCGGGAAGGGGCGGAGAAGGAGGAAAAGGACGGCCGGAUCGACGGGCGAGGCAGGCGAAGGAGGCGCCGGCCGAGCCGACAGCUCCGCGAGGACUCGACGGUCCCGGCCACCCACCUCCGGCCACCAGGUAAGGAAGAUGUAAAGCGGACCUCCAACCCAAGUCCCCACGAGUGUGUUCAGCAAGCCCCAUAUUUUCAGCCGGGCAAUGCCUGGCUCUCUUCACACGUUCCACAGAGGUCUGCUCGCUUCGUUGUAUUCCAAGGCUGGGGACCCGGUGCUACAUCAGAACUGACAUCCAGCAACUGAUGUCUUGCAGAGGCAUUCUGGUCAUUCGAGGUCUGGAGAAUCAGGAACCUUCAGGUGAAUAGAGGAACCGCCUUCCUUUCCCCUCUCCCUCCAGAGGCUGCAAGCCAGCCAGGACAGGGCCUGCGCGCACCGCCAGCUCCCCAUUCAGAGAAGACCCGAGGACUACAAUGGAAGAGAAUGUGUUCAGUGUACAGCAGAUUCAGCCCAAUGUCAUUUCCGUGAAACUCUUCAAGCGCAAGGUUGGGGGUCUCGGGUUCCUGGUGAAGGAGCGUGUCAGCAAGCCGCCGGUGAUCAUCUCUGACCUGAUCCGAGGUGGGGCGGCUGAACAAAGUGGCCUUAUCCAGACCGGGGACAUCAUCCUCGCCGUGAAUGGGCGCCCCCUGGUGGACAUGAACUAUGACACCGCUCUGGAGGUCCUGAGGAGCAUCGCCUCCGAAACCCACGUGGUCCUCAUCUUGAGAGGCCCAGAGGGCUUCACCACUCACCUGGAGACGACUUUCACCGGAGACGGGACACCCAAGACCGUCCGAGUCACCAGGCCCCUGUGUGCCACCUCCCCGUCCGUGGUUGACCUCCCAGCCGGCCUUGGGAUCCACACCAAAGAUCAGCGGCAAGGAGGUGACCAUACAAUGGGGGGCUCUGUCAGCUCUCGGUGCACCCGGGAGAAUGGACAGGGGGAUGAGUCCCUGGUGCACGUCAACGGGGUGAUCGCUGGGUCCGUCCCCAGGGACUCUCUGAAAGGGAGCGGGGACGUUUCUGACCGUUGCCUCAACGGCAGCGUCGAGAACAGCGAACUGUUGAAAGAGAUUGAGCCGGUCUUGGACCUCCUGAAGAGCAACAGCAAGGAGCUCAACGGAGAUGCGCAGCCCAGGAUGGUCACAAGAGACGCGGAGGUCCAGGUGGAUGGUUUCCGGGAAGCAGACCGGAAGUCGCCAAAGGCUUUGCCAUCAGGAAUGGAGAACGACCGAGUCUUCAACGACCUGUGGGAGAAGACUGACGCAGCCUCUGUCGCGAGCAAGCCCUCUUUGGACAAGGACCCGAUCCCGCCCUCAGGCCGGCAGUCACCAACAAAGAAUGUGGUGAAUGGAAGCCCCUCCAAGUGCCCACGCUUUGCUAAAGUGCGGAAUUGGGAGACUGGAUCGGUGCUCAACGACACUUUGCAUCUGAAGAGUACCAUGGUGACCCCCUGCAGUGAGCAGGUCUGCAUGGGUUCCAUUAUGACGCCUUCCCAGCACGUCCGAAGACCUGAAGAAGUCCGGACAAAGGAAGAGCUGCUCCCACUGGCGAAAGAGUUCAUUGAUCAGUAUUAUUCCUCCAUCAAGAGGUUCGGCUCCAAGGCCCACCUGGAGAGGCUGGAGGAAGUCACCAAGGAGAUAGAAGCUACUGACACCUACCAACUGCGAGACACAGAGCUGAUCUAUGGGGCCAAGCAUGCCUGGCGCAAUGCCUCCCGCUGUGUGGGCCGGAUCCAGUGGUCCAAGCUGCAGGUCUUUGACGCCCGGGACUGCACCACGGCCCACGGGAUGUUCAACUACAUUUGCAACCACAUAAAGUAUGCCACUAACAAAGGGAACCUCAGGUCGGCCAUCACCAUAUUCCCCCAGAGGACGGAUGGGAGACACGACUUCCGAGUCUGGAACUCCCAACUCAUCCGCUACGCUGGCUACAAACAGCUGGACGGCACCUUCCUGGGAGACCCGGCCAACGUGGAGCUGACUGAGAUCUGCAUACAGCAAGGGUGGAAGCCACCCAAGGGCCGCUUUGAUGUUCUGCCGCUCCUGCUCCAGGCCAAUGGCAACGACCCUGAGCUCUUUGAGAUCCCACCUGAGCUGGUUCUGGAAGUACCCAUCAGGCACCCCAAGUUUGCCUGGUUCAAAGACCUGGGACUGCAGUGGUAUGGGUUGCCCGCAGUUUCCAACAUGCUACUUGAAAUCGGUGGCUUGGAGUUCUCAGCCUGCCCCUUCAGCGGCUGGUACAUGGGCACUGAGAUCGGAGUCCGCGAUUACUGCGACAACUCCCGCUACAACAUCCUGGAGGAAGUUGCCAAAAAGAUGAACCUGGACAUGCGGAAGACCUCAUCACUCUGGAAGGACCAAGCGUUGGUGGAGAUAAACAUUGCUGUUUUGUACAGCUUCCAGAGCGACAAGGUGACCAUUGUGGACCACCACUCGGCCACGGAGUCCUUCAUCAAGCACAUGGAAAAUGAAUACCGCUGUCGGGGAGGUUGCCCAGCUGACUGGGUGUGGAUCGUCCCACCCAUGUCCGGGAGCAUCACCCCCGUCUUCCACCAAGAGAUGCUUAACUACAGGCUGACGCCCUCCUUUGAGUACCAGCCUGAUCCAUGGAACACCCAUAUCUGGAAAGGCAUCAACGGCACUCCCACCAAGAAGAGAGCCAUUGGGUUUAAAAAGUUAGCCAAGGCUGUGAAGUUCUCUGCCAAACUGAUGGGGCAGGCAAUGGCAAAGAGAGUCAAGGCCACUAUCCUGUAUGCCACGGAAACUGGAAAAUCCCAGGUCUAUGCAAAAACCCUGUGUGAGAUCUUCAAGCAUGCCUUUGAUGCCAAGGUGAUGUCGAUGGACGAGUACGACACUGUCCACUUGGAACAUGAAACUCUCGUGCUGGUGGUCACAAGUACCUUUGGCAACGGAGACCCACCAGAGAACGGGGAGAAAUUUGGCUGUGCUCUGAUGGAAAUGAGGAAUCCUAACUCCAACCUCGAAGAAAGAAGGAGCUACAAAGUGCGCUUCAACAGCGUCUCCUCGUAUUCGGAUGCUCGGAAAUCUUCGGCUGACGGGCCUGAAGCCAGGGACAACUUUGAGAGCACCGGUCCGCUGGCCAACGUCAGAUUCUCUGUCUUUGGACUGGGGUCACGGGCCUAUCCCCACUUCUGCGCCUUUGCUCGUGCCGUGGACACGCUCCUGGAGGAGUUGGGUGGAGAACGCAUCCUGAGGAUGGGCGAGGGGGAUGAGCUGUGCGGACAAGAGGAAUCCUUCAGGACGUGGGCCAAAAAGGUCUUCAAGGCAGCAUGUGAUGUGUUCUGCGUGGGCGACGACGUCAACAUCGAGAAAGCCAACAACUCCCUCAUCAGCAACGACCGGAGCUGGAAGAGGAGCAAGUUCCGCCUGACCUAUGUCGCCGAAGCACCCGAACUGACACAAGGCUUGUACAGCAUCCACAAAAAGCGAGUCUUCGCAGCCCGGCUCCUGGCACGUCAGAAUCUACAAAGCCCCAAAUCCAGCCGCUCCACAAUCUUCCUCCGGCUUCACACCAACGGACACCAGGAGCUGCAUUAUGAACCCGGAGACCACCUGGGCGUCUUCCCAGGUAACCACGAAGACCUGGUCAACGCCUUGAUCGAACGGCUGGAAGAUGCGCCCCCUACCAACCAGCUGGUGAAGGUGGAGCUCUUGGAAGAGAGGAACACGGCUUUAGGUGUCAUCAGCAACUGGACAGACGAGAACCGCGUCCCUCCCUGUACCAUCUUCCAGGCCUUCAAAUAUUACCUGGACAUCACCACCCCUCCCACGCCAAUCCUGUUGCAGCAAUUUGCUUUGCUGGCAACCAGUGAGAAAGAGAAGAAGCGCCUUCAGGUUCUCAGCAAGGGCUUGCAGGAAUACGAGGAGUGGAAAUGGUCCAAGAACCCCACCAUGGUCGAAGUUCUGGAAGAGUUCCCAUCCGUGCAGAUGCCGUCCACCUUCUUGCUGACCCAGCUCCCGCUGCUCCAGCCUCGCUACUAUUCCAUUAGCUCCUCCCCUGACAUGUACCCUGACGAGGUCCACCUCACGGUAGCCGUGGUCUCCUAUCGCACCAGAGAUGGGGAAGGGCCAAUCCACCACGGGGUCUGUUCCUCCUGGUUCAACCGGAUACAGGCGGACGAAGUGGUGCCAUGUUUUGUCAGAGGAGCUCCUGGGUUCCACAUGCCACAAGACCCGCAGGUUCCUUGCAUCCUGGUCGGUCCAGGGACAGGGAUUGCUCCUUUCCGGAGCUUCUGGCAGCAACGGCUCUUUGACGUCAAACACAAAGGGCUGAAGCCAUGCCCCAUGAUGCUGGUCUUUGGUUGUCGACAGUCCAAGAUUGACCACAUUUACAAAGAGGAGACCUUGCUGGCGAAAAGCAGUGGUGUCUUCAAGGAGCUGUUUACGGCCUACUCCCGUGAGCCAGACAAACCAAAGAAAUACGUGCAGGACAUCCUUCAGGAGCAGCUGGCGGGAACCCUCUACAAGGCGUUGAAGGAGCAGGGGGGACACCUCUACGUGUGCGGUGACGUCACUAUGGCUGGAGACGUCCUCAAGACCAUCCAGAGCAUCGGGAGGCAUCAGGGCAAGCUGACGGCAGAGGAAGCCAGCACUUUCAUUAGCAAGCUACGGGAUGACAACCGCUACCACGAGGAUAUAUUUGGAGUCACCUUGCGCACGUAUGAAGUGACGAACCGCCUCCGGUCCGAGUCGAUUGCGCACAUCGAGGAGAGUAAGAAAGACACGGACGAAGACACGACAGCCCACAACAAACGCUCGUCUGUGUCUCGUCCUAUUGUUGUGUCCUGAAGGAUGUGUUGUUGACGCUUGGAUAGCGAGGGAGGAAGAGACGGAGGACAAUGUUGGUGAUAUUUCUCUCCCCUCCACGCCGCCACCCUCUUCUCGCGUCCUGUGGCAAUUUAUUUUCCUUCCGUGUGACCUUCUCUGGAAUCUCCCACCGUGGCGCGAUGGCUUUGAACGCAACCUGCAAGCAGCUCUGGCAAAGACACACAACUUCCGCUCGUUCAUGACAAGGCCGUCUUCAUGGCUGCAUGAAACCACCACCCUAGUGGUUGUCAUCUGCAUUUUGUGUGUGCGUGUGUGUGUGUGUAUGCGUGUUCUGGGGUGGGUUUGGAGGGUCACGGUCAGUUGCUGUUGAGUUAUGCAGCAGAGGAAUGCAGAAUCGCCGCUCUUGUCUGUUUGCCAAAAUCUCUGCCUAGCAUGAUUUGCUUCAAGCAGUGGGUCACUCACUCCCCUGUCCCCUCCUGCAACUGCCCCUUUCAUUCCUGCAAUCUGGCAGGGGGGAAGAGGAAAAGUAUGGCGGGCAGCUCCUCCUGUGGCUUUGUUCUUGUGCAGCCUCUCAGUCCUUGCAUUCAAGGUGGGACUGGCCUUCGUUGCACAGAUAAUGGUCGCACCUUCGUAUGGCAUACCUGCGCAGUCUCUUAACGUGAUGCACUGCCCCGCCCUCCCUGCUCCCUUCCCUGCACCUUCCGCAACGUGUUUGAGCACUGAUCCAAUGGUCGCAAAGUCAGCAACACAGCUGGAUAUGGCAAGCUGGGUGGGCUGUAAGCAACAGACUGCCAGGAAGCAACUGUGGGUCAUCAGGCAUUGUGGCUAAAACACUGCUAAGGGUAUGAAUACACUAUUAGAAAUCCAAGAGGGUUUCCCUUGUUAAAUUCAUGCAAUGUGCUUUUUCCUUUACUCCUCAGAUAGAGAGAGAGAGAGAGAAAGAAAAAGAAUGAGAAUGGUACCAAUGGAUCACUUCUGUAGAACCACAGAACUGAGAUGGGGAAUCUGUGGUCCUCCAGGUGUUGAUGGGCUAUGACUCCCAUCAUCUUCCACUGAUUUCCCAUUCAGGCUGGGGCUGAUGGCAGUCGGGAUGCGGGAUAAAUAUGAUCCAGUUCAGCUUACCUAAUUCACACUUUGCCAAACAGUAUGCAGACUGAAACAUCAGCCGUUCUUUGAAAUUUGCACUUCUCCCAAUUUUCAAAUGCCAUUCUCCAGCUAAGUAACACAGAUGCAUACACUAGAGUAAAGUGCGCAUAUAAAUGCAUAUAUAAGCAAAAGUAACAUACACAAAAUGCAUUGCAUUAGGGGGAAUUGCUUUGCUUUAAAAAAGUGUACGUUGAGAGAAAAUGCAGACUUUUUAGAAGAAAUUCGCAUUAAAAUUCUGGUGAAUUUUCACAAGAACAACAACAACAAAAUCACGAGCUGAGAUGGUAACAUGGGGGAUCUAAUUUAAGAUUGAAAAACAUGAGAAACAGAGAAAAACAAAAAAUGACAUAUUCGCCCAACAUCAUGUCCAAGACCAUGGGUAGGCAAACUAAGGCCCGGGGGCCGGAUCCAGCCCAAUCACCUUCUAAAUACGGCCUGUGGAUUCAGCAUGUUUUUACU
Molecule: messenger RNA, 6687 nt
Organism: Podarcis muralis (Common wall lizard)
Lineage: Eukaryota; Metazoa; Chordata; Lepidosauria; Squamata; Lacertidae
Source: RefSeq, a predicted model, not a curated record